Molecule: messenger RNA, 5695 nt
Organism: Lagenorhynchus albirostris (white-beaked dolphin)
Lineage: Eukaryota; Metazoa; Chordata; Mammalia; Artiodactyla; Delphinidae
Gene: ERRFI1
Product: ERBB receptor feedback inhibitor 1
Exons: 3
Coding region: 2805-4184 (459 amino acids)
Biological process (GO): regulation of keratinocyte differentiation; negative regulation of epidermal growth factor receptor signaling pathway
Cellular component (GO): extrinsic component of cytoplasmic side of plasma membrane
Source: RefSeq, a predicted model, not a curated record
UUCCAGGUGGUUGAGUUUACAACCUGAGGAACACACUUUAAAAGUUUCCUUCCAGACCCCCUGCAGGUUCCCUUUUUUGAGUCUACAGUUGGGAGUUAUUUUCCAGAAGAAGAGAGCACACAGUGACACUGCCCUGGGAGCUCCCCGUGCGAGCCAGUGGGAAGUUUGGACAGUUUCAUAACAUGGCCCAUUCACAAUUCCCCAUUGAAAUGUAGAGGCAGGUCACCUUCGAUGAAUGCACAAAGACACUAUUGUGGUCACAAGCGAGCUGCCUCAGUGAACACAAUUCUUUUUAUACUAAAAAAAAAAAAAAUUUUUUUUUCUUAAGAAAGCUAACAAGGAGGUGAUGGAAACAAUGACCGAAAAAUAACUUUUUCUAGAACGUGUACAUAAUGUUAAGGGACCACUGAAAUGGAAGUCCAGAAUUCCGAGGUCAUUUCAGCAGAGGCGAUGGUUACACAAUCACCCUGUUGAAAGCGAAGAUUUAGAUGGCAUUCGGAGGCCGACCCACAGUAAUUACUGGUAGUUCUUGCUGGCCUGCAGACAGGUGAGGGCUGGGCCUUCACCGUCCCCUGCAGCACUUUCCUGUAAUCUGGAUGGGCGAUCUUCAAACGUGUGCUUUCAAACCAGUCAGAUACCAUAUUCUUCUUCCUAUCUGGCCUUUCAGUUUUCUAUCGCCACAGAUACUGUCCCUGUUGUCCUGCCAGUGCUUGCAGAUUGCUCAGAAACAGUACCCUAGACCACCGGGCAGGGACAGAGAGGGUAUGUCUAGCAAUUUUUUGCUGAAGAUUUUAUCUUAAAUUUUUCUUAGAGCUUAACUGCAUUCAGGGGAAGUAAAAACACAUUUGCUUUGUUCCUGAUCUUAAAAACCAACCCUCAGAAACAACAAAAAAAGACCUCCCAAUAACUUAGAUUUCUGAAAUGAUGGGGUUUUUUUCCCCCCUCUUCUUAAUCACGUAUCUUUAGAGACCGAUGAAAGAAAGAUAAUGCUUGACUAUUAGAAAUAAUAUUUUAAACCUGUUGAAAUCUCUGCCUAGUAUAUGAAAACAGCUGACUUCGGGAGAGUAAAAAGCUGAGAAGGGCUGAUCGGACCCUGUCCUCCUUUGUCACUGAAACAUUAACUGUCUGCAUUCCUUUUUACGUGAAAAAAAAUGAAUCAUCAACAUUUGCAGAGUAUUUUUUUAGACCCUUAGCUUUAAAAAAAACAAAAAAUAAACCCUGUGCCUUACAUAUUGUUUACAUUCAGUUGCUGCUGACAAUACUAAUAGAUGGCGUUGUACAAACGUUCACAUACUGAGCACCUGCUAACGUUCAGGUGGUGAUAAUUAAUGAUUGGGGUGCAGCCUCUUUCCUGAGCUCACAGUCUUGUAGGGGGUGACGGAUUUGACCCUGAAACAAAACUCUGACCUGUGUGCCCCUCCCCCAGCACAGCACCCAUCUCACUCGUCUUGUGUCACCCACAGUCCUCAGCACGGCACCCAGCUCUCGGUUUGUGCGAAAAUACUUGCCAAGAGGAUGAGAAAGCGUUAGAAAGUGUAUGUACACGUCGCACAAGGGGCCAGUGUGACACGGAGACUUGACAAGUGACGUCCUCACCUUAUUCUAAGCAAACAUGCGUAUCUGAAGACAGGGCAGACGUGGAUGCUAAUAACGAAUACACCGUGGUAAUGAAUACGGAAAAUGGGGACUGGGGACUCCAGACACAUCUGACAAGGGGGCGGAGGGGUCUGAAGGUGAGGAACUGCUGGGUUAAGAAAACUGUAAUCCAUGCCUCGCAGCUAGGCAGGACAGACGUAAAUUACUAGGCAGUUCACAGGGGAGAAUGUGGAGAAUGCAGUCUUCAGUUUGCCUUUAAAAGGGAGGAGGACGCUAUCCAGGUCUCUGCCGAAGCCGCCAUGCAGAACUCGAUUUCCACGGGAGAAUGGAAAUGAGUAUCUUCAUAUGUAACGAGUUCUUUUUUCUCGCAAAAGUAGUUACUGGAGAAUUUGUCUUCCCGGGGCCCACAUCCGAAAUACGGAAUCCAAGUAAAUGCUGGACUUGUGGGGUUGGUCAUCAGGGGCCGAGUGUAGACUCUCCUGCUUCAUCUAAGCGUUGGGUCUUAGAGAAUAUUAGUGUUGCAGAUCGGAACCCAGUAAUUUCUGAAAUUACUUGUGUAGCUCGGGGGUCGGGGUGGGAUGAGCUCCACUUUCAACACAACCACACGCUGGAAGGUCCGUGUGUGUGCUCUGGCGGGUGAGGCCGCUGUGUUGUGCAACUGUCAGCGCGCAGGACCUCUGCCUCGGCUGGCGACGGUCUGUUUCCCAUUGGCUGAAAACAUCUCACAUCCUGGAUUAGUACAUACCCCCGCCCCCCAAAAAAGACUUAUAAUGUCUACAUUUACGUACCCUCGUGAAAAGUAAGAGCCAGGUAACAUAAAAAUGGAAGAACUGGGCUUCCCUGGUGGCGCAGUGGUUGAGAGUCUGCCUGCCGAUGCAGGGGACGCGGGUUCGUGCCCCGGUCCGGGAAGAUCCCGCGUGCCGCGGAGCCUGUGUGUCCGGAGCCUGUGCUCCGCAACGGGAUAGGCCACAGCAGUGAGAGACCCGCGUACCGCAAAAAAAAAAAUGGAAGAACUGAGUGGAAGUCGGUCGUGAAACGUUUCUAUUCCACAGCCCCCGAAAUUCUCUCACCGUGGCGAGUUGCGCGUGUUUCGGGAUUGUUCCCUUUACUCUCUCCUCUGUAUCCCCUCUAGGAAAUGAAAGCCACUGGCUGACCACACAUCCCUCCCUGGGCUUCACGAGUUUUAAGACUUCCCAGAAUAAGGCACAAUGUCCAUGGCCGGAGUCGCUGCUCAGGAGAUCAGAGUCCCGUUAAAAACUGGGUUUCUGCACGAUGGCCAAGCCUUGGGGAGCCUGAAGGCCUGCUGGGGGGGCCGCGGCGAGUUUGAGAACGGCUUUUUGAACAUCGACCCCAUAACCAUGGCCUACAGUCUGAACUCGACGGCGGAGCACCUAACAUCCAUAGGGCGCGCUUCCAGGUCUGCUCCGAUGAACGGCAGCCACUUUCCGGAGCACGGCCCCUCCGCCAAGUCUCGCCUGCCCCCUCUCAUCAUCCCCCCGAGUGAAGGCUGGGGGCAGCAGGAGGAGGGUCGGGUGGCGUGUGGAUUGAAGAAGCUGGCAGUGAACGGGGUCUGUGCCUCCACGCCCCCGCUCACCCCCAUCAAGACGCCCCCGUCCCUCUUCCCUGGCGUGGCCCCCUGCGAGCGGGGCUCUAGGCCCCUGCCACCCCUGCCCAUCUCCGAGGACCUCUCCCUGGACGAGACGGACUGCGAGGUCGAGUUCCUGACCAGCUCGGACACGGACUUCCUUCUAGAAGACUGCACGAUCUCCGAGUUCAGACCUGACGGCCCUGGCAGGCGCAGCUUCCGAGGGUGCGGACAGAUCAACUACGCGUAUUUCGAUACCCCGGCCGUCUCGGCCGCGGAUCUCAGCCAGGCGCACGACCAGGCUGCUGGGGGGACGAGUGCCAACCCCCCUCUGUCCCAGGCCCACCGGAGACUGAGGAGGUCUCACUCAGGCCCCGCAGGGUCUUUUAACAAGCCGGCCAUCAGGAUCUCCAGCUACGUGCACAGGGCUUCUCCCAACUCCGAUGACGACAAGCCCGAGGUGCCCCCCCGGGUCCCCAUCCCUCCCCGGCCGGCCAAGCCGGACUACAGAAGGUGGUCGGCCGAAGUCACUUCCAGCACCUACAGCGACGAGGACAGGCCCCCCAAAGUCCCGCCGAGAGAACCCUUGUCCGGGAGUAACUCCCGCACCCCGAGCCCCAAAAGUCUCCCGUCUUACCUCAACGGGGUCAUGCCCCCCACGCAGAGCUUUGCCCCUGACCCCAAGUAUGUGAGCAGCAAAGCCCUGCAGAGACAGCACAGCGAGGGGGCCGCCGGUAAGGUCCCCUGCAUCCUGCCCAUCAUUGAAAACGGGAAGAAAGUGAGCUCAACGCAUUAUUACCUGCUCCCUGAGAGGCCGCCCUACCUGGACAAAUACGAAAAGUUUUUUAGGGAAGCAGAAGAGACACACACGAGCACCCCCAUCCAGCCCCUCCCUGCCGACGGCGGUGUCUUUUCGGCCCCAGAAAAGCUGGACUCGAAACCAAGAGUGGAUCUGGCAGGCCACGUGAAGCGCAGACAUUUCUCCUACGUGGUUUCCCCUUAGACCCUGGGUCCUGGCUCAGCAGAGGUGCCGCAGCAGCCAGCGGUUCUCCUGCAGUUCUGCAGCCUGAUGGCGGUUCCCAGGAAGACGGGGCAGGUCGCAGGGUCAGAGAGUCGAACUGUCUGUCUUAAAGAGAAGGGUUUAGAGGGUCGUGAGGUGCUGCCAUGCUGAGCAUCCCUGACCGUGUUAGUGGCGGAGAAAAGUCUGCUCAAGUCUGUGAUUUAAAGAUGUGAUGCGGGAAGGAAGGAUGGGGACAUUUCUGUACGUGCUCACGUUAUGCACCCGUACCUACACUUGUGGUAAAUCUGUAGAUCCUAGUUGCAAGUUAACCAAGUAGUUGCUAUCUUAGAGUAAUAUAUAUUUAGAAUGAUAAAAACUAAAGCUGGAGGAUGGCUCCUGGCAGACUGAAAAUUGAGCACAUGGAAGAGAGAAUACAGAAUACAGUAUUGUUUAGAUCAAAAUCAUUAAAAAAAAAAAACCCAACUAUUUCUGCUUACUAAGUUGGAGGAUUUCUGGCUCGGAGGCCUGUUCUGUUUUGUCUUAUUCAUCUUUGCAAGCAGUUUUUCCAUGGAGGGCAGGGUUCGUUCUUUCCGUGAUUUAACCUGCCUCGUUCAAGUCAUCCCAAGACCUAAAUCCUUUAGGUCUUGCUUUCUGGUCUGUUGAGGGGAGGGAGGGCCACAUAUUUGGUACCGUAUUCUCACCUGUCCGUGUCUCACAUCUUGAAAAAUGGGAAGGUAACAGAAUUAGUCAGUCAUUUUUCCUUACCAUUCCUGCUGUAUUCUACCCCCACCCCCACCCCACCCCGAAACACAGGGCGCUCGGGGGGGAAAGCAAAUUAAACUCUUCGCCAGUGUUGAGGAUGUCAGUUGAAGCAAUAAUGAGACAGCAAUGCAGUUGAGAGGAUCUGUGUGGGGACGUGUGUCGUGGGUUUUUUUGUUUUGUUUGUUUCUUGUUUUUUUGUCCUGGGUUUUUUCCCUCCCCUUUUUUAGACUGUAUAAAUAAAUGAAUACAACACAAGCUGGCCUUGUGUUGCUGGUUCCUCUUCAGUAUUUCCUGGGGAUUGUUUGCUUUUUAAGUAAAACACUUCUGACCAACAGCCCAGUAUGUCUUAAGAGCAGAGGUCACCUCAGCACUGCUUUGGAAACUCUCACAGUCGGCUGCUCUGCUCGGAGAGCUCACGUUCCCAUUUUCACAAGCUUCGCUGUAUUUAUCUUGUGUAGAGCCGCACAAAGGAGAUGGUGCUCAGUGACAGAAGUACCUUACUGCGACGUUCUUCAUGUUAAACAAGCUGUUUACAGUUUAAACUGCUGAGUGAUGUUAUUUGAGUUAUUUAAAGCUUAUAUUUUAGUAUGAACUAAAUGAAGGUUAAAACAUGCUUUAGAAAAAUGCACUGAUUUCUGCAUUUAUGUGUACAGUAUUGGACAAAGGAUUUUAUUCAUUUUUGUUGCAUUAUUUUGAAUAUUGUCUUUUCAUUUUAAUAAAGUUAUAAUACUUAUUUAUGACACCGUUAAUAA